Messenger RNA from Herpailurus yagouaroundi (jaguarundi), 4620 nucleotides. RefSeq names its product PDZ domain containing 7 (gene PDZD7). Gene Ontology annotation, cellular component: stereocilium tip; plasma membrane; cilium. Gene Ontology annotation, molecular function: protein binding. NCBI's taxonomy places the organism in Eukaryota, Metazoa, Chordata, Mammalia, Carnivora, Felidae. The record is from RefSeq and is a predicted model, not a curated record. Gene Ontology annotation, biological process: auditory receptor cell stereocilium organization; sensory perception of sound.
UAGGCGGAGCGUGGGCGGGGUUCCCCGGACGCUGCAAGAGCUCGCGCCCGCGCCCACCGGCUGGCGAGGCCGGCGGCCGCCGCACCAGCAAGCAGGCCUGGAGCGCACACUGCUGUGAGGCAACGGAGGUGGGGGGCUCCCGGUCCCUGAGACCCCAGUCCCGCACGGAAGGCUCAUGGAGCCCGGGGCACGCGGGGCCCUUUGCUCCAGGGCUAGCAGAUUCUUUCUGGACCUGUAGGGCGCCGCCCCAGUCUAGCCACAAUGGCGCACAGUUUUGCGGUGGGCUUCGACCCACUGGGCCUUGGAGACCUAAGCUCGGGCUCUCUGAGCUCCCUCUCCUCCCGAGGCCACCUGGGCAGCGACUCGGGCUCCGCAACGCGAUACCUGCUGAGGAAGCAGCAGCAGCGGCUGUUGAAUGGGCCCCCCCGCGGAAUCCGAGCCUCAUCGCCCAUGGGCCGUGUCAUCCUCAUCAACUCUCCCAUCGAAGCCAACAGUGAUGAGAGCGACAUCAUCCAUGCGGUCCGGGUGGAGAAGAGUCCAGCAGGGAGACUGGGUUUCAGUGUGCGGGGCGGCUCGGAGCAUGGCCUGGGCAUCUUCGUCAGCAAGGUGGAGGAGGGGAGCAGUGCAGAGCGGGCCGGCCUGUGCGUGGGGGACAAGAUCACGGAGGUGAAUGGGCUGAGCCUGGAGAGCACCACCAUGGGCAGCGCCGUGAAGGUGCUGACUGGCAGCAGCCGCCUGCACAUGAUGGUGAGGCGCAUGGGCCGAGUGCCGGGCAUCAAAUUCUCCAAAGAGAAGACCACGUGGGUGGAUGUGGUGAACCGGCGGCUGGUGGUGGAGAAGUGCCGAUCAACGCCGUCUGACAGCGGCUCGGAGGAUGGCGUGCGGCGCAUCGUCCACCUGUACACCACGUCAGAUGACUUCUGUCUGGGCUUCAACAUCCGCGGGGGCAAGGAGUUCGGCCUGGGCAUCUAUGUGUCCAAAGUGGACCGCGGUGGGCUGGCCGAGGAGAAUGGCAUCAAGGUGGGGGACCAGGUCCUGGCGGCCAACGGCGUCAGGUUCGACGACAUCAGCCACAGCCAGGCCGUGGAGGUGCUGAAGGGCCAAACACACAUCAUGCUGACCAUCAAGGUGGGCAGGACUGUGGGUAUCAGGGAGAGGCCAGACUAUAGGAAGGACUUCCCCGACCGCUCUAGUACAUCAUUAUGCCCAUCGCUCUACAGUCUAUGGUUUUACCAUAGCCAUCGGAGAGGGAGGGCAGGCAUUGCGCUCGUCCCUAUUUCGCAGAAGAAGAAACUGAGGCUCAGAGAGGCAGAGAGAAUAAUUGGGCAGGAGGAGCAAACCUCCUUGGGACUUUCACACCACCCAGCGCCAUUUCUGGGCUCCCCUCCGAGGAGCUGCAGGUUUGGUUUCAGGCUCCCCUUGGCUCUGGGGUCCUGCGGGGAGUGGAGGAGAACUGAUCUGCCUAAGUCAGUGGCAGGACUGCUGAGCACCGGUUCCCCAGAGCCCAUGCUUCCAGCCCUGGCUGCUGCCCCACACUACCCCCCCCCCCCCCCCCCGCCACCAAGCCCAGGGUGGUCUGCAGCCCGGCCUUCCCCUCAGCCGCCCCCGCCUUCCCCACUGCCUGCAGUGAGCAACGGGGUGCUACAGCAGCUGUCCCCGGCCUCUGAGAGCAGCUCCAGCGUCUCCUCCUAUGCCUCCAGUGCCCCCUACAGCUCAGCCGAGGGCUCGGGCUCCCUGCCCUCCGACCGCAUGGAUGUCUGCCUGGGGCCUGAGGAGCCGGGCGGUCGGGGGCCAGGCUGGGGGCGGGCGGACACAGCCAUGCAGACGGAGCCCGAUGUGGGGGGCCGCGUGGAGACCUGGUGCAGCGUGAGGCCCACCGUCAUCCUCAGGGACACAGCCAUCCGCUCCGACGGGCCCCGGCCUGCCCGCCGCCUCGAUUGUGCACUCUCGGAGUCCCCCAAGACUGCCCUGUUGCUGGCCCUGAGCCGACCCCGGCCCCCCAUCACAAGAUCCCAGAGCCACCUGACCUUGUGGGAGGAGAAGAGGCAGAGGAAGAAGGAGAAGUUGGGGUCUCCUGGGGAGAAGGGAGCCCUGCAGCGCUCCAAGACACUGAUGAACCUCUUCUUCAAGGGAGGGCGGCAGGGGCGGCUGGCAGGGGACGGGCACAGAGAGGCCUGGACGCUGGACAGAGGGACCCCGGCCAAGCCCUGCCCUCGCCUGGACCCGGAGAAAGGUAAGCACCAUGCCGGGGCAGUGGGGCCCGUGCAGAAGUUUGUCACAUGGAGACUGAGACGAGAGCGGGAGAGGGGCCGGGCCCUGCUCUCUGCCAGGUCUGGGAGCCCCUCUGGCCAGCUGCCUGAUGUGGAUGAGCGGGUGCAAGCCUGGGAGAGCCGACGGCCCCUAAUUCAGGACCUGGCCCGACGGCUGCUGACUGACGACGAGGUGCUGGCAGUCACCCGCCACUGCUCCCGGUAUGUGCACGAGGGCGGUGUAGAGGACCUGGUGAGGCCCCUGCUGGCCAUUCUGGACAGGCCCGCAAAGUUGCUGCUACUGAGGGACAUCAGGAGUGUGGUGGCCCCCACGGACCUGGGCCGCUUUGACAGCAUGGUGAUGCCCGUGGAGCUGGAGGCUUUUGAGGCCCUUAAGAGCCGGGCAGUGUGGCCUCCUGCCUUGAGACCAGCCCAGCAAGACGCACCUCCCAAGCGUCACCUCAUCACGCCCGUGCCUGAUAGCCGUGGAGGUUUCUAUCUGCUGCCUGUGAACGGCUUCUCAGAGGAGGAAGAUGGUGGGGAACUGAGGGAGCGGCUGGGGGGCCUCCAGCUCUCCCUGGGGGCCUCUGCUCCCCGCCACCCUCAUAAAGGGAUCCCCCCUCUCCAAGACGUGCCGGUAGAUGCCUUCACCCCACACCGAAGCACCCGCACCCCCCCUCCGCAACCACCCCCCGUGGCUCCCAGGCCCCCAAGGCCUAACUGGCUGCUGACAGAACCCCCGACCCUGGAGGACCCGCGGCAGAGCCAGAUCCAGGGCCCUGCCCGGAGCCGCAGCCGCAGCCGCAGCCGCAGCCGGGGCCGAGGCAAGUCCCCAGGACGUAGGCGCUCCCCGUCUCCAGCACCUAUCUCCACCCAGAGCGUGGCCAACGGGCGCUACCACAAGCCUCGGAAGGCCAGGCCACCUCUGCCUCGACCUCUGGAUGGGCAGGCAGACAAGGCGGGAGGCCACCAAGGCCCCUCUGAGAAUGGAACUGGUGGGACAGCCGAGGAGACAGCCACGAAGGCCCCUGGUGGGGAGCUGAGGACAGUCACGUUGUCCAAGAUGAAGCAGUCCUUGGGCAUCAGCAUUUCUGGGGGCAUUGAGUCCAAGGUGCAGCCCAUGGUGAAGAUAGAAAAGAUCUUCCCUGGGGGGGCUGCCUUCGUCAGUGGGGCCCUGCAGGCUGGCUUCGAGCUUGUGGCAGUGGAUGGAGAGAGCCUGGAGCAGGUGACCCACCAGCGAGCAGUAGAUACCAUCCGCCGAGCUUAUCGAAACAAGGCUCGGGAGCCCAUGGAGCUUGUGGUCAGGGUCCCUGGGCCCAGCCCACAACCCUUACCCCCCGAGUCGUCAGCCCUCACCGAUCAGUGCCUUCCUGCUGACCAUUCCCCUGCCUGCUGACCCCCUCCUGGUACCAUUCCUUCCCACUGCCUCCCAGAACCUCCCAUAAAUGCUCUUCCCACCAAUUCCCAGAUCCCUCCCACUGAUGCCAGUCUCCUCCAGCGGACCGCCAGCCCAGUCCCUUCUCCGACCCUCCGGACUCCUGACACUAACCCCAGACUCUCUCCACCUAUGCCGGGACUCUUCCCACUGACCUCAGAUCCUCCCGCUGCCUCCCAGGACCCUCCUGCUGUCUCCCAGACCUCCCCUCCUACCCUCCUCUCGGGAUUCAGGAACCUCUCACUGCUCCUCGACUUGCCUCCUCCCAGAGCCCCACACUGCUGGCGCAGACCUCCCCACUUUCUUCCCUCCCCCACUGUCACUAAGGCUCUGCCCUUUCCAGAUAAACUUGGUGUCAAGGACAAGGUGCUGCGGGGUAGGCUGUGUCACCCGCGCACUGCCCCCAACCUCCCACGACUGGGAGAGGUUGGGAGAAAGCCAAGGUCUGGAGCUUGGGAUUGGCGGGCCCUUUCUCAUGAGGCCUCCUUUAAUGCCCCCAAGCACUGAGGAACAUGGACUCUCAGGGCCCGGAGGGGGUCAUUGCAUCCGUCCCCCAGCCCCAAGCAGUGUUCUGUGCAAGGGACAGGAUGGAAAGCUUUUCUAGUUUCUCAAAUCCUGGGAGACCGUUUCAUGUGGUGGUCCGCUAGGAUCUCACACUUUCCACUGGAUUUGUCCAUCCCCCAUCACCCUCUCUCUCCCCAAGACCUCCACGAGGGGUCAGAAAGAGGUGGGAGUCGGGGUCAAAGAAGUUCCCAUCAACUCUCUCUAGCACACUUGUCUUUUUUUACAAACAGAAAAAAUUUUAAUUUGUUUCUUUGGGUUUGUACAAGAAAUUUACAGUGUGGAAAAAUACACAAGUGAAAACGAGGCCAUAAACCUGGGUGUGGGGAGGGGCCACUUGGUCACAAACACAAAUAAACAAGACGUUUCUGAGUU